UCGAACGCUGGUUCGGAUGAUGGCUCCUCCCGGUGAACUCCGAAGCAGCUUGGAUUGAUUACUAAGUUGGCCACAUUUCCGAUUUUUUCCCCCUUAAGUCAUGCUUGGAAUCGCGGGAGCUUUUUCAGGAGACGGCCUUCCAAGCCACCUCUGCGGUCAGGGCUGCUUGAUUUAGGAGAGGGAGUUUUCAUUUGAUUUUGAAAAAUCUUCAGAAACCUUCAGCUCCGCAUAUCGCCGUUGUAGGUGGACUUAUGUUCUUACUGUGCAUAGGCCGCGGUGACCGUUCUAUUUGGGGUAGAAAAUUAUGGUUUUCUCUACUGCGUAGCACUGAGAGCUCUCUGGAGAUCAGCCACUCUUAAAAGUUGAUUUGAAAACCCUGCCUCGAAAAAAAACCAAAACAACCCAAAAACCUCCAAACAAACAAAACGUUGAUCUCAUUCGUGUCUUCCCUCCCUGUACCUCUGGAACAAUGGUCCGAAUUGAAUGAAGAAGCCUCGUAUCAUAGCGUUUGAUGAGCUGAAGACCGAUUACAAGAACCCUAUAGACCAGUGUAAUACCCUGAACCCUACAGUUGAAAAGCUCAAAAAGAUUAAAAGAGUCAAAAUUGCACUAAAGCUUGUACUGCCAGAGUACCUCAUCCAUGCUUUCUUCUGUGUCAUGUUUCUUUGUGCAGCAGAGUGGCUCACACUGGGUCUCAAUAUGCCCCUUUUGGCAUAUCACAUUUGGAGGUACAUGAGCAGACCGGUGAUGAGCGGCCCUGGACUCUACGACCCGACGACCAUCAUGAACGCGGACAUCCUAGCCUACUGUCAGAAGGAAGGGUGGUGCAAGCUAGCUUUUUACCUUCUAGCCUUUUUUUACUACCUGUACGGCAUGAUCUAUGUUUUGGUGAGCUCAUAGAACAACGCAGAAGAAUCGGUCCAGUUAAGUGCAUGCAAACCGCCUCUAAUGAAGGGAUUCUAUCCAGCAAGGUCCUGUUUCCAAGAGUAGCCUACGGAAUCUGAUCAGUUACUUUAAAAAAAAAAUGACUCCUUAUUUUUUAAAAUGUUUCCACAUUUUUUGCUUGUGGAAAGACUGUUUUCAUAUGUUAUACUUGGAUAAAGACUCUAAAUGGAAUUACGUAUAAAUUAAUAUAAAAUGAUUACCUCUGGUGUUGACAGGUUGAACUUGCACUCUUAAGGAACAGCCAUACCCCUCCGAGUGAUUGCAUUAAUUACUGACUGCCCUGAGUCCGUUGGGAGUUUUGUUUAGAGGGCUCAAUAUAAAUUAGCUGUAGAUACGAGGUGCUUCUGGUGAACUGAAAAUGUGUAUGUGACUUGUGGGAAGCAUUGUAGGUUUCCCCACUUAUCACUGUAGAUGAUUGUGUAUGGACACGACAAUAAGAAGAGUGGGAUUUCUUCCCCUGUCGACUUGAAUAUUAUCCCUAUGUAUUGCAUGAGAGAGGGAUUUCCCUCCUUCCCAUCAGAGUAAUCAGUACACUUGCUUUAAUUCUUAAGCAUAAGUGAUAUAAGCAUAUGUUGAAUUACCUGUAAAGAAUGCAUUUAAAGCUAUUUUAAAUGUGUUUUUAUUUGUAAGACAUUAUUUACUAAGAAAUUGGCUAUAUUAUGCUUACUGUCCUAAUCCAGUGGUCAAGGUAUUCUUAAGAAUUUGCAAGUACUUUAGAUUUUCAAAAAUGAACGAGAGAACUGUGUAACCACCCUGCUGUUCCUUCAGUGCAACACAAUAAAACUCUGAAAUGAA
Mesocricetus auratus (golden hamster) is the source of this 1740-nucleotide messenger RNA. It is a transcript of the gene Cnih1, whose product is annotated as cornichon family AMPA receptor auxiliary protein 1. Gene Ontology annotation, biological process: vesicle-mediated transport. NCBI's taxonomy places the organism in Eukaryota, Metazoa, Chordata, Mammalia, Rodentia, Cricetidae. Bases 484 to 900 code for a protein of 138 amino acids. The record is from RefSeq and is a predicted model, not a curated record. The transcript has 6 exons.